AUGAUCCACCCAAGUGCCAUUAUUCUCAACCAUGAGUGCCAGUGAAGCGUUUACAGUGAAUAGUGCAAAAAUUUCACUCUAUUGUUGCUCUUUACUGCUUUUUGUGUUACUAUGUUUCAAUCUACCGACGGCAGUCGAUGCGGAUGUUGCGGUCGUGGAACCGGAACCUCCCAGCAGGCCUCGACAAACGGGCGAGGUGGGAUUAUAUCAGAGCGAGGAAAAGAACAGUCAGGACGUCAAAGAUGCGUUCAUGGAACAAUUGGCCAAUGAACUGAAAGGUCGAGUGCUGAAGGUUACCACGCUGGAGGAUUGGCCCCUGAGCUACACCGAGCGUCAAAAUGGAACCCUAGUUGGACGUGGCGUGGCCUUCGAGUUGCUCGAGUUCCUCAUGGAAAAGUUCAAGUUCAACUACACCCUGGUCAUGCCGGAGCACAACAUUGUCGGUUCGAGCAACGACAUGGACGGCAGUAUAAUCGAACUGUUGGCCAACGAAAAAGCGGACAUUGCCGUAGCAUUCCUGCCCAUCUUGGCGGACGCCCGGAGGCACAUUCUCUAUUCGGCCGGGCUGGACGAAGGCGAAUGGAUGAUGAUAAUGGUCCGUCCGAUGGAAUCGGCCAGUGGAUCCGGUCUGCUAGCUCCCUUCAACAGGGAUGUGUGGAUCUUGAUACUCGUGUCGCUUCUGGCCGUCGGUCCGAUCAUCUACGGUAUGCUGAUUGUGCGAUACAAAAUGACCAAGGAUAAGGAACAGGUCCUGUACCCAUUGCCCCACUGUAUUUGGUUUGUCUACGGUGCGCUGAUGAAACAGGGCAGUACCCUGUCACCGACGGGAGAUUCCACAAGAAUCCUGUUCGCCAGCUGGUGGAUAUUCAUAACCAUCCUCACCUCGUUCUACACGGCCAACCUGACUGCUUUCCUGACGCUAUCCAAGUUCACCUUGCCCAUCAACAAUGCCGAAGAUGUCCGACGCAAGGAGAAGCAAUUUGUCACCAUCCGUGGAAACGCCAUCGAGUACGCCAUCAAGAACAGUGACGAAGCCUUGAAUUCGUUGAGCGUUUUGGUGGACAAACAUUUGGUGGAGUUCACCACCAAUCUGAACGACAGUGACAUUCUCAUGACUACAGUGACCAAGAAAAACUACGUCUACGUUCGCGAUCGACCGGCCAUCGAACACCUGGUGUACAAGGACUACCUGGUCCGCCGCAAAGUGAACCCGAUCAACGAACGCAGCCAUUGCCCCUUCGCUACGGCGACGACGCCUUUCCUGAAGCGGGUUCGCGCAUUUGCCUAUCCCAAUACCACCCGUUGGAACACGCUGUUCGAUCCUCAGCUGCUCAAUAUGGUCGAAGGAGGUCUUGUUAAAUUCAAACUGCUGGAAAACCUACCGAAGGCCGAAAUUUGCCCGCAGAACUUGGGCGGUACUGAACGUCAGCUGAAGAAUCGGGACUUGGUCAUGACGUACUUGGUGAUGUUGACUGGUUUUGCUACCGCGAUUGCCGUAUUCCUCUCGGAGAUGUUCUUCCGAGUGCUGAACGAACGCAAACUGAACAAGGAACAGUUAACGAACCCUCAGCUACCGAGCGAAAGGAUUACCUACCUGAACAAAGCGAUCGGCUACGGAGAUUCGCCUCCGCCGCCUUAUACCGAAAUCUUCAGCCGGCAUACCAGCGGCGGAAGUCUGUUCGGAAGCAACAUCGAUAGCGAUAGCACCUCGCGUAAAAUGAUCAACGGUCGGGAUUACAUGGUGGUCAAGGAGAAGAACGGUAUCGGCUCGCAGCUGAUUCCGAUUCGGGCUCCGUCGGCUGCGAUUUUUCAGUAUACUUACACCAAUUAGAGAAAGGUAAUCAUUAUUUAGUAAUGUGUUUUACAGCACAAAAUUG
Messenger RNA from Ochlerotatus camptorhynchus, 1877 nucleotides. It is a transcript of the gene Ir76b, whose product is annotated as Ionotropic receptor 76b. Gene Ontology annotation, cellular component: plasma membrane; postsynaptic density membrane. The transcript has 6 exons. Gene Ontology annotation, molecular function: transmitter-gated monoatomic ion channel activity involved in regulation of postsynaptic membrane potential; sodium channel activity; glutamate receptor activity. NCBI's taxonomy places the organism in Eukaryota, Metazoa, Arthropoda, Insecta, Diptera, Culicidae. The coding region runs from base 32 to 1831 and encodes 599 amino acids. Gene Ontology annotation, biological process: modulation of chemical synaptic transmission; synaptic transmission, glutamatergic. The record is from RefSeq and is a predicted model, not a curated record.